UUUCUCUUUAUUCACCAAACAACAUUAACGAGUCUCUCAAUUUACACACAAACAAUGACUUCUCACGCCAUCUCCUUCGUUGCACUGCCCGAAAUACCUAGGGUUUUAUAUCUCACCUGAACUCCUCUCAAAUUUUUCACAAUCAGCAAAAUCUUCACCCAAUUUUGAUAAUUCUUUUUUUCAUUUUUCCCCGUAUGGAAAUACAGCAGUCGGAACAGUUACAUGGUCAGCCUUUGGAAAAGGUUUCCAAUCUGGGUCAGCUUUGUUUAGAUGCAGAAAUUAAGGCAGAGAAAGGUUUUGAGAGUAAUUCGAAGGAAAUCGAGCUGAAGUGCGUCGGUCAAUGCUAUCGUAUCCAGCAAAUUAACGGUACCCAGCUGGUCAAAGCUCCGGAGGGUGCAGUUGCUCAGGAUGCUGGCUUGACGGUCAGAGAUGCUGGUGGUAUGGUGGAUGUAGAGGUCAAGUUUGGGACAAUGAGUAAUCGGAAACGGGGACGCCCUCCCAGAGCUAGUCAGGUCAAACCCAAAAAACGUCAGCCACCGCCGUCGCAGAGGAGAAAGAAAGAGGAGGAAGAUGUUUGCUUUAUUUGCUUCGAUGGUGGCAGUCUGGUCUUAUGUGAUCGCAGGGGAUGUCCUAAAGCUUACCAUCCUUCAUGUAUCAAGCGGGACGAAGCAUUCUUUCGUUCAAAGGCUAAAUGGAACUGUGGGUGGCAUAUCUGUAGUACCUGUCGGAAGUCUUCGCAUUAUGUUUGCUAUACUUGUACAUAUUCUUUAUGCAAGGGAUGCAUUAAGGAUGCUGAUUAUUUUUGUGUAAGAGAGAACAAAGGACUUUGCGCAGCAUGCAUGAAAACUAUCAUGAUGAUGGAAAACAGUGCUUUACGAAAUCAAGGAUCAGAGCAGGUGGAUUUUGAUGAUCAAACUAGCUGGGAAUAUCUAUUCAAGGUUUACUGGGUGUGCUUGAAAGAGAAGCUAAAUUUAACUUUGGAUGAGCUCACCCAAGCUAAAAACCCUUGGAAUGUACCUUCUAUUAACAGUCUCAAGGGAAAAUGUUCUGUUGAAGUUGAUAGAUCUUUUCUUAUGGCUUCUAAGUGUGAAUCAUCUGGUGAUGUUAUUGCACCUCAUAUUAACAGAUGCGCUAGUUCAGAAAAUUCUUCUGGCAAUGCAGAAGCAAAUCAUGCUAAGAGGAGAAAGACUGAGAACCUACUGGAGUUUCUUAACAAGCCGGACUCCCUUAGUACAGAAAAAUCAGGUGGUGAUGAAGGAACCUCUCCACAUGAGGUGCCAAAAUGGGCAACGGAUAGUCUCUUAGAGUUUGUUGCUUUCAUGAAAAAUGGUGAUACAUCAAAGAUAACCCCACCAGAAGUCCAUGAUCUUCUGCAGGAGUAUGUGAAGAAAAACAAUUUACAUGAUCCUAAUCAGCAGUGUCUAGUUGUUUGUGACUCAAGACUACGUGGUUUGUUAGGAAGAGAAAGGGUGGAUCAUAUUGAAAUGCUUGGGAUUCUUAAGGCACACUUUCUUGAUCAAGAGACUCGUCAAACAAUGAUAGGUGUUGCUGAUGCCUUUGCUAGCCAGAUGGAGAAUGACACAGAAAAUGAUGACCAAUUAAUAUCGGAAAAUGUUAAUAGGCGUAAAACAUGUAAAAGUAAUAAAGAAGCUAUUAUGGAUCCUAAUGGAUAUGCAGCAAUUGAUGUGCACAACAUCAACCUGGUAUACCUGAAACGUAAUUUUGCUGAGAAACUUAUCGAUGAGAGUGACAAUUUUCGAGAGAAGGUUGUUGGAUCAAUAGUGCGGAUAAAGAUAAAUGGCACUGAUCCAAAGCAAGAUAUGCAUAGGCUUGUUAGAGUAACAGGUACAACCAAGGCAGCUGAACCAUAUGUAAUUGGAGACAGAAAAACUGAUUUAAUGAUAGAAGUUCAAGAUUUGAAAAAGAGUGAUUUGCUUCCGAUUGAUGCGAUUUCAAAUGAGGAGUUCUCUGAGGAUGAAUGCAGACGGUUACGCCAGAGCAUCAAAUGUGGACUCAUGAAACAUUUUACAGUGGGAGAGAUUCUGGAGAGAGCAUUAAAAUUACAAUCACAGAGAAUUGAUGAUUUACUGGAAGCACAGAAACUGCAGCAUAUACAUCUCCGUGAUCAAGCUAGUGAAAAGGGACAUGAAAAUGAAGUCAGAGAAUGUGUAGAGAAUUUAGAGCUUUUGAGCUCUCCUGAUACUCACAAGCACAGGCUUCUUGGAGUGGAAGUAGUACAUAUUGACCCACACAUGGAUCCGAGUUAUGAGGCUGAAGAUGAUGUUGGAGAUUUUGGUGAGAAGAAAUCAGUUAAUCCUAAAUCAGUUUCUGGGGUUGCCUCUGGAAAACUUCUAACAUCAAAUUCUGUGGGUAUUAUGCAACCUUCUUUUCUUAAGAAAGAGAAUGCAUGGUACUAUGAAGAUCCCAAUGGAAAGAGUCAGGGACCAUUUUCCAUUGCGCAGCUGCGUAAAUGGAAUAAUAGUGGAUAUUUCCCUGUUACUUUGCGAGUAUGGAGGACAGAUCAAAAGCAAGAUGAUUCUAUGCUUCUAACGGAUGCUUUGAAUGGGGGAUUUGAUAAGGCUUCUGAGAGUCGAAUGAAUAUUGGAAUUUGUUGUGACCAACAGGCCUUUGGUGAGGGCCACGCUAAUAAUCAGGUCCACAGCAAGGGCACUAAAGUUCCAUCUUCUGAAGAAAACUGUACGCUUCCACAUGUUCAUAGUGCUUCAAAUGGCUGGGAUUCAAACACUUCUUUUGUGGCUUUGUUGAAUUCUUGUGAAAUUGCAGACCAGGCGGAGAAGUCCCAGCUUGUAAAGGAAAAUCAGGGGUGUGAAAUGCGCCUGGAUGGGGGUGAGACCAAAUUGGGGCAUUCAUUUGAGCAAAAUUCAAGAUCUCCACCCAUAGAUAGUUGUAUAAAUGGCUGGGAUAACACUGCUCUAGUGAAUUUUGUGAAAGUUUUUGAAUUGAUAGAUCAGAAUCAGGAGGUUGAGUUCUCUGAUCUACCCAGCUCCACCGCCAAUCAGAGUCAUGUGCUGGGUGAAGAUUCUGAAAUGAAAAAGCCUAGGUGUACAGCAUCCAGUCCAGUGGCUGGUGGACCACAGCUACCUGAUGUGGCUGGCAAAUGGAGUGGGUAUUCCCCUUCUCCAGCAAAACCUCCGUUAGACAAGAGGGAGUCUGAUGUUGUGGUAGCAUCUAUCGGAAAACAGACUGAAGUGCCAAAUGAUCAUGCUGCUACACCAACUUCGGUGCCCAGUGAUCAUUCCUCUUCAUCCCACCCUGCAUCUAAUGCUUCUAGUUGGCAGCCAGCUGUGGUUGCUGAACUUGAGGAAUUCACUGCCUGGUCUGAAGAAUCUGUUUCAGAGCUCUUGGCAGAAGUUGAUGAAGCAAUGCGGUCGCUUAAUGGGGUAGCAUCUCCGACUUCACCUUUGCACUGUGGUGCUGAAAAUGAUUGUUUUAGCCCUCUGAGGGGGUUAAGCUCAAGACCUGAUACAGGCAGAAGUACUUCCCUGAGCCCUGGUACUGAUAUACAAAUUAUUUCUCGGUCACCUGUGAACGAGGAGCCACAGGGGAUAUCCCAGGGGGAUGUUCUUGAUCUUCAGAAAAGUUCUGUUGGGCGUUCUUCCACAAGUAAUGAAGUGGGGAUCCUGGAAGAAGUUUCAAAGCCCCCCAGUGAUGAUUCAGUUAAUCAAUGUGAAGCAGCUUCAAACUUCUCGCCGCCUUUACCUCCUGUGACAAGUUGGGAGAUGGCCACCAUGGACACCACUUGGAGGUCUGGAACUGAAACUACAAAUAUCAGUGAGGGAGCUUUGCAGGGAAAUGCAGACUUGGGAUUUAGAGGGUUGUUUCAAGGAAUUAUGAAUGAUGAUUUGAUAACCAAUCAGUGGGGAAAUCUAGGCAUCUGGGGAAGCCAACCUAGGUAUAGUCCAAGAGACUUUCAUGUUGAUUCCAUGGAUUCAAGUUUUGGUAGUGGUAGGCCAGUGUUGAAUGGGCAGCCAACGUAUGAUGAUGGGAAUGGAGGAGGAAAGAUAAUGGAUCAUGAUGGAAAUGGAGGCGCAUCUUUUGGACUUACACCCAAAGGUCAGCAAGUUUAUAAAUUUGAUGGAAACGGGUUCCACAAAGAUGGUACAUCUUCUUCUAGUUACUUUCACCCAUGAUUUAGGAUUUAACUGUAGUUUUGUGGUAUUUAGUAAUGGGAUUCAUGGCUCAUCUUCGGAAAGUUUCUCAUGUUAAUGCUCUCAAUUUUAACCAGUGCAGCAAGUAUAUCAGUUAGUUAAGUAGUAGAAUACAGAAAUCUAUUUUGGGAUUAGUUUAGAAGCUUAAGUAGCACAACUCAAUUGUCAUGGCCCAUGAUUGUGCUAAAUAUUUAAUUUUUAGCUGUAUUGAUGGCUUCUAAUUCCUUUCAAUUCCUUACAUGUUCCCUGGGACUGGACAAAAUCAAAUUUAUAGGGUUUUUGUAAUUGUAAUCAUAUACCAAAUUUGAACAUUUAUUUGUAUAUUUUGUUUACCUUAUUUACAUGAAUAAUCUAGUGUUAUA
This is a messenger RNA of Mangifera indica (mango), 4531 nucleotides long. RefSeq names its product zinc finger CCCH domain-containing protein 44. The record is from RefSeq and is a predicted model, not a curated record. Gene Ontology annotation, molecular function: DNA binding; protein binding. Lineage: Eukaryota; Viridiplantae; Streptophyta; Magnoliopsida; Sapindales; Anacardiaceae. Bases 195 to 4151 code for a protein of 1318 amino acids. The transcript has 10 exons.